Messenger RNA from Corticium candelabrum, 4941 nucleotides. RefSeq names its product protein still life, isoforms C/SIF type 2-like. Gene Ontology annotation, molecular function: guanyl-nucleotide exchange factor activity; protein binding. Gene Ontology annotation, cellular component: synapse; membrane. Bases 379 to 4938 code for a protein of 1519 amino acids. Gene Ontology annotation, biological process: activation of GTPase activity; positive regulation of axonogenesis; small GTPase-mediated signal transduction. The transcript has 45 exons. The record is from RefSeq and is a predicted model, not a curated record. NCBI's taxonomy places the organism in Eukaryota, Metazoa, Porifera, Homoscleromorpha, Homosclerophorida, Plakinidae.
GGCGUCAAAAUUGGAAACGUUCAGUGCAUUUUCGGGCCCCAUGCGGCCGCACGACGCCGACGACAACACAGGAAGGAAAAGAAAAAGAGAAAACGAUCGAACAACUCGCAAGAGAAGGAAAUAUUCCGGUUUCUGGCUGAAGUGAACGUCUUGUCAUCAGAUGAUGGACCUCUGCAUUGGCUGGCGGUGUUUCCCUCACUCGUUCCAAUUACCGUUUUGCUGUCCAAAGAUACUGCAGAGAAUUGUAAGGCUUUUCGUCUGUUUGCUCGCAGUACUAUAGGGAAGGUUUCCUUUGAAACAAGAAUCUUCGUGCCUGGAACAGUUCUAAAGAAGACUUCAGAAUAUUUUGUGCAAUGGAGAGACAUUGAGAAAGGUGGGAUGUGGGGUUUGAAUUUCAUGUCUGAGAAUGACGCUUUUCAAUUUCUGGACAUUUGUUCUAUGCCACAAUAUCAACACAGCAAACUUGUUCAAACUCCAUCGAUGUGUUCACUGUAUGUGCCUGCUCCCGCACAAGCACAGGCCGCUACAGAUAAGUCUCAUCAGUUUCAUCAACGAGUUCGGCGACCAACGCCUGUACCCGAAGACAAUGCUAGACUGCAGAUAGAUCCCGAUGACAUCUUCAGUGUUAGUUCUGGAGCAUCACAAUCUGAUCCCACUGUUCCUAGAGACUUCCUUGCUGGUCUUGAUCCUCCUAAAUCUACAAGUUCUUCAAAAAUUGGAGCUAUUGUUGGUCAACAACUUGAUGCCGCCAUCUUUUCACAACUAGAGGAGUCAGCUGUUGAUAGUGACACAGAUGAUGACAAAAGUAAUGGAAACAAUGAAUACCACAGGGUGUCAUCGGAGCAAAAUAAUGUCGGUAAUGAGAUCCAAGCAGUGAUGGGAGCCAAAGUACACACCAGCUGUUCUGCAUUGAGGUCAAAUGUUGAUGCUGUUGAUAUGAACUGUGAAAAUGGGUGUCAGUAUGUUGAGUCAUAUUGUGAAGCUCAGCAUCCACCACCAGCUGUGUUUGUGACAGCAGACUGGAUUCCAGUACCACAGAGACCGGUUUUGACAAACAUUGCUAGGGAAGUAAAUGUAACACGUUUUAUGACCGAAAUUUUAUUACCAACAUACGUGAAUAUUAGAGUAGCCGAAGAGGCCUAUGUAAGCCACUCAUCAGGAAGCAGCCCUGCUGUGUAUAGACAGGAUGUAGAAAACAACUUGUCAUGGGCACGAGGUGCACAGGUGAAACAAGACUGGUCUGAUGGCCACAUGAGAAUGAAUGACAUGCGAGGUCAUGUGACAGACGACAGUUUAAUGAGCAAUGAACCAACUUUCAUUAGCCAAGUGCUUGAAAUGGGAGGACCUAAAGAUGCAACUGUCCAGUGGGUUGACGAUGGAAAAGCAAGAACAGAGUCUAGUGUAACAACAAUUACUGCAACAAGUAGCAUAGCUAGUGCUGCCACCAUGACUGCGAGUGAUCAGUCGAGACAGGAAACAGUUCCCGAAAUUUCAAAUCUUUCCGAUUCAGUACCCGGCGAUGUACCGAGUCUUCCUAACAUUAAUCAGAUGGUGCCUGCUGGUGUGCAACUGACUGAUGUAGACGACCAAUGUGAUGGUGGUGACUCUGAAGUGAGCAGUAUGAAAACUGCAGUGGAUGAGGAAGACUUGGAAAUGAUCAGUGAUACAGCUAGUAGUAAAAAUUCAUCAACUUAUCCAAGGCACGAAGAGCCACAUAUCCAUCAUCAAGCUCAAAUGUGUAGAACUGGAUGGCUCAAGAUGAAGACUGUGCUUGUGCAAAAGAAUGGGAAAGUAGCUGAAGCGGGCAAAAGGAAAUGGAAACAUUAUUGGGCAACUUUGAGUGGAACGAGUCUGCUGUUGUACCAAUGUGAUAACAUUGAACAGAUGACUGAGAACAUUCAACCAACAGCUCACAUAGAUGUGACUGACGGAAUGGCACAGUCAGUACACGAAUAUCUGAAGAAAGACUUUGUCUUCUGUCUAACUAUCAAUUCAGGGUAUGCAUUUUACGUGCAGGCAACGAAUGAAGCCGACAUGGAAAGCUGGAUUAGUGUAAUUCACUGUGUGUCUGCUGCUGCUGUUGUGAAGUGUCGUGAUCCUGUGGAGAUACACAGAACACUGAAAGCUCAGAUAGAGACUUUGGAUGAGACUAUUAAGUCUGAAUUACAGAUGAAGAAACUUGCUGAGCUGCAGCUGAGUACUGUUACUAAACAGGCGAUUAGAUCAACUAUUACCAAUCAGAUCAGGUCAUGGGUGGAGAAUGUUGAGAGACUCAAUAUGGAUUUGUAUCGCUUGAAGUGUUACAUGUCAGCCAUGCAAGGAACAGAGUUACCAAAUCCACAAGCUGCUUUAGCUAACAUGUCAAAAGCAACGAAGGCACUACUGGGUCGGUUACAGCGAGGAUUUACUGUGUCAUCUCUUCAUGCUGUGGUAUGUGCAAGACGUGCUUUGCAAAUUGGCAAGAAAACUUCAAAGGAUCCAACAACUCCAAAAACGUUUAGAUUAAAAGGACAGAAGAGUCAAUUUGUCAAACACUCGGAGCUGCUUGGUGCACAGAAAAUGAAUGUCAAUAGAAUGGUCUCGAAUGGCAAAGAGCCAUUAUCUGAAGAUCAGUCUCGAUCGUCAAGCCGAGCAGGGAGUAGGAGAGGGUCGUAUGACAUGGUCUCUUCCAGUGAAUCUGAUGUUCCUGUUGAUUUUUCUGCUAAUCAUUUUGCAUGGGGUUCUCAAUCAAAUCUUGUUCGUGUCAAACUACCAAACAAACAGUAUGCUGUUUUGUCACUUUCUGGUUUAACACCAAUGAAGAUUCUUGAAAAUAAGCAACAAGUAAACGUAGAAGAGCACUUUGUUAUUCUUCGAAGACGUGUUCAAGAUGGAUUUGAAACAGAAAUUCCAGAUGAUGAUUGCCUACUUGAAGAGCAGGUGUUUGAUGAACUUGAAGUUUUGCAGAAGGUCAUGCACACAGUGAGCAUGACUAAAGCACCUGAGAUAAUGUUUGGAUUUACUGCUGAGGCUGAAGUAUGGGAAUCAAGUGUAACAUCUAGCUAUGGGUCUAUUGUUAUUAGUCAAGUUGACUCCGGUGGCUUAGCAGAGCUUUAUGGAGUUCUUGAAGGAGAUGAGAUUUUGAUGAUUAAUGAGACUCUUGUGCAAGACGUUGGGUUGUCGGCUGCUCUUCAGUUGAUUGAAGAUGCUAACCGCAGUGUUUCAUUGUCUCUGAUGCUUCGGUCAAGACGUAUUGAUGCUCCUGCUGUUUCUACCACUGACAACAUCAUCAGUCAGUUGAUUUUACGAGCUCCACCAAGCCAAGUUGAGCUGACUGAUGAUACACUAAAAGGAUUGCUUGUUCCUAAACCAGAUGUACUUAAAGAGGAAAAACAGGAUGAAGUAGAACAAGUUUCAGUGUAUUCCGUUGUAGAGGAGGACACUGAGAAAUGUUCAGAGCAGUUUGGCAGCAAACCACCAGAGGAAUCUUUGUUCAGUGAUGAUGACUUCAGCCCACCAGAGUUAUCUCGAGAGCAGAUUGAUGUGCUACUGAAAAAUACUGAUGAACUGACAAGGUUUGUGCGUUCACUCCAUGCCUAUGGUAAGAGUGAUGUUCCACAUCAGAAGACAAUGACCAAGGAAGAAAAACUACAGAAAUGUGUUACUGAACUUGUCAGUACAGAGAGGACGUAUGUGAAGAACCUGAACAUUCUUCUUCAUCGAUAUCUUCAUCCCAUGAAGUCAGAGUCAUUUCUAAAGAAAGAAGAUCUGAGUGCUUUGUUUGGCAAUUUAGAAGAAAUCAUUCCUUUCCAGUUGGAGUUUCUUGCAUCACUUGAAGAGUCUACAGAAAUGAGCAUAAUGAGUUCAGCGUCAGCUGCAUCAGUUAGGAAUGCAGCUUUUUCUGUUGCUGGAACAUUUCUAUACUAUGCCGAGCAUUUUAAGCUAUACAGUGCUUUCUGUGCCAGCCACACUCGAGCUCAUGAAGUUUUACAUCGUAAUGAUCCUCAACUACAAGCAUUUCUGUCUGCUCGCAAUCCAAAAAGAGAAUUAUCAUCAUCACUUGAUUCUCUUCUCAUUCUUCCUAUUCAGCGGGUUCUGAGGUACCCACUUUUUCUCAAAGAAAUGCUUAAAUUGACAACUGAAAAGAGUAGUGAACAGGAACUGUUGAGUGAUGCUAUUGCCAGUAUUGAAACUGUUGCUAAUUUUAUCAAUGAAGUUCAACGAGUGUACGAUUGCUAUCACAUACUGUUUGAGAUGUUACUGAAGGAUGCCCACUUCAAAGAGCCGGGUGUUCAUGUCACUAUUGAUGAGUUGGUGCACCAGUGCUUGGUAAUGUGGCUUAAUCCAAUUGAAGACAUGCAAAAAGGAUGGAAAAAGGGAAUGGGACCAGAAAUGAGCUGCUUUGUGUUUCAAACCGUAAUCAUUCUCUUGGCUGCAGACAAGGACAGAAAAGGAAAGAAGAAAGACAUGGUGUUUUCUUCUUCUCUAGAAGAUUUUCGCUAUAGGAAACUACUACUUACGUCACAUGCUAGUUUAGAAGAUCUUACAGAUUCUGAUGGUGUCACAAACAUGUGGAAGUUGGUGCACAGGGAACCUGGUACACAAACACAUGCAUCCUUUUUCUUUAGAAGCAGUUCACGUGAAGACAAGGAUGCAGUCGUGGAGAGUAUUACUAGAGUUGUGUUUGACCGGAAGGCCACCAUUCAGAAAAUGGUUUCAGCAAUAACGCCUGGACGACGAAAACGCUUGAGCUCAUCAAGCUUUUCUACACCAUCUUCCAUGUCAACUAGCCUAAGGAUGCCAGUCAUCAAACAACCAUCAUCAGAUGGUGAUGAUAUAUCUAUAUCGAGUGUGACCAGUUGGUCAUCAUCAGCAAGGACACCUGUUAAUCCAUUACGACAGUUUCAACCAGCUACUGAAGUGUUGACUGAAGAAUAUGAAAGUUACACUGAUUGCUAAAAG